GAGAGUAGCAAGGCAAGAGCUCCCUCCACGUUGAAAUAUGCAAUUCCUCAAUUCCUCAAUUCUUCAAUUCUUCAAUUCCUAGUUAGAUUUAGAGGUUUUCUGAUUUCCUGAUUUCCUGAUUAUUCUGAUUUCCUGAUUUCCUGAUCUCCUAGAUCCCUAGUGGUCAAGAGCAAAUCAAAAGAGCAAAUCAAGCAAGCCAAGCCCAAGCAAUGCAACCUCUUCUUUCCUACCUCCAUACUUUCAUACUUUCUUUUUAAACUCUCUCCUCUCCUCUCCUCCCCUCCCCUACCUCUCUACUACCGUACAUCUACAUCUACAUCUACAUCUCCCUCUUCCUUAUCUCACCACAUCUUCACAACUCCGGGCUUUCCUUUUUGUGUUUCAUAAGAUUGGAUCAUAUUCAAACUUCUUUGGAGGGGACAUCUUUUUUCUUAUCUUCAAACUGCCAUACGAAUCUCACAAUUGGCAUUCACGACUUUGGUCUCAUUUUCUUCUUCUACACUCUCGUACAUAUUCAAAUCGUAACAAGCACAGUUGACGGCUUCACUGUCUUUGACCAGCUUGGCGUUUUUUAAUUUUCCACAUCUACUAUCACACGACAAUCAUAAUAUCUAAUAUCAAACAAGAAUCCAGAGGGUCCGGUACUCCCAGUCAGGCUCACCUCAAAUUUACCUGUCAGUGAAUGAUACGAUCCAAAUCAUUUGAUCGUACCAAAGAGACAAUACCUGGUUCGAACUCUCCCUCGAGGACACUCUUUUCUUCUUCACCAAAUAUUCACGGUCUAGAUCUCCAGACAUUCGGAUCUACCACGCUCAAUUGAUUACAUGCCAUACCUCGUUGGAAAUUGACCUUCACAACAUACCUAAUUCCUCAAAGUUCUGCAUUACAUUCGACAUUCAUCACUUGAGAGUUCGACUUGUGUGUUUGGCCCUUGGCUGACUUUGAGACCCCCACUUCCUGAAGAUACUUUAUUCUCUUACCAAUCAUGUGGUCCUUCAAUUUCGUCUUGCUCGCAUUAUUUGCUCUCUUCCAAUUUUCCAUAGCAUUUUACCCUUUUGUCCCAGAAUGGAGGCGCCAAUCAUACAAGUCUCUCCCAGAUACAUCCGAGAGAAGCGGGAAAAGUCGUGAGAACAAUGUUGUACUCAAGCUUUUCCAAACGCUCCCAUCUACCAAUAAACCCAGAGAUGUUCAGAUUCGCGAGCUAACAGAUCGACUUAUUCGCAAAUAUAACCCUGGAACGGGACUUAAAGCUACUAAAGUCGAAGAGCGUGGAUCCAAUCUUGUGAAAUAUGACGACACAUCAUUAUCGAUUCAAACUGCAGCAACUCCUUCACAGACGAACAGCGCAGGAAUUCUGCAGACCGGAACUGAUUUCUCUUAUUUUGCUCAGGUGGAACUAGGGAGCAAGAAUGAUCCUCUGUUGAUGUUGCUCGAUACAGGAGCGGGAACAAGUUGGGUUAUGGGUCCCGAUUGCACCUCUAGUGCAUGCAAGACUCGUGCUUCCUUCGGUGCAGCAGAUUCUUCGACUUACAAAGCGGUCAAUAUGGAUUUGGAUAUUGCGUACGGAUCCGGUCAUGUUACUGGAACAUAUGCUACCGACACGAUCAAUUUUGCUGGCAUGAGUCUUCCUUUGACUCUAGGUAUUGCCAAUAAAACUAGUGAUCAGUUCAACUCUUUCCCGUUCUCCGGCAUUCUAGGGCUAUCCCAACAGACUGGUCCGGUUCCCAAUUUCUUACAGACCGUUGUUAGCUCGAAGUCUCUCAAGGCCAAUGUAUUUGGAAUGGACUUGAACCGUGCCUCGGAUGGUACGAAUACUGGAGAAAUUAACUUCGGUGCUCCAGAUACUUCACGGUAUAGUGGUGAUCUAAGUUAUACAAGUGUCGCAAAAAACGGUCCAAAUCAUUGGGCACUUCCUCUUGAUAAGGUGGGAGUUGGCAAUACUCAACUUAGUACUACCGGGAGACUGGGCUACCUCGAUAGUGGAACAUCUUAUAUUUUUGGGCAACCAACAGAUGUGAUAGCAUUUCAUGCACUUGUACCCGAUGCUGUUACCACAGACAAUAACACAUGGACAGUACCUUGUUCUACCACCACAUCUAUCUCCUUUACCUUCUCUGGAGUUUCCUAUGAUGUUUCUUCUGUAGAUUGGGUAGGGCCUUCGGUGGAUGGGGUGUGUACAAGUAAUGUCUAUGCUGUGGCUGUGGUUGACACAAACUCGUGGUUAAUUGGCGAUACCUUCUUUAAGAACGUGUAUGCCUUGUUUGACGUUGAUCAAGAUCGUGUUGGUUUGGCGCAGAAGAAAGCUGUUACAUCCUCGGCAACAUCGACGUCUUCUUCUGGUGGGCUUACCUCUACUCUUACUCCUACCCCUACUGCACAAGAACCCGUAGAUAGAACUAGCACUUCCAUUGUCGAUUCUACCAGCGUCGUUCUUUCUGGCUCUGGAUCCACAGUUACCACUUCUGCUUCUGAAUUUUUAUCUAACACACACUCCCUAGUUUCUGCUGUUCAAACAGGAACCUUGAAUCCUUUACUCCCGGGAGCAUCAGCCUCACCUAGCGCUCAGUCUCCUGGGACAACUGUGUCGGCGUCAUCAUCUGUGACUGCUACUGCCACUCAAACUUCGAGUGGGAACCAGAUUAAUAAAUACUCUUCUUUGAUGACUGCUUUCGUCAUCAUUGCAACAACUCUUCUUUUUUAGUCAAAAAUGAUACCCAAGUCUUUCUAAAAUAUGGAGAGAUCAAUCCGGAGCACUUGAUUUUAUAUUUUUUGUAAGAAAUCGGACAGCAUAGUAUGGCAUAGCAUAGCAUAGCAUAUGGAGCAUGGGUUUGCAAUUAUGGCACGACAAUGACUGAAUUGAAUAAAAGUCAAUUUUACAUAGAGAGGAUUCAAAAUAAACAAGAUUUCUUCCGGGUAUGCUGAUUAUGAUGCAAUCUAUAUGGUUUAUUUG
Messenger RNA from Botrytis porri, 2950 nucleotides. RefSeq lists its product as uncharacterized. Bases 986 to 2701 code for a protein of 571 amino acids. Gene Ontology annotation, biological process: proteolysis. Lineage: Eukaryota; Fungi; Ascomycota; Leotiomycetes; Helotiales; Sclerotiniaceae. The transcript is spliced from 3 exons. Gene Ontology annotation, molecular function: aspartic-type endopeptidase activity. The record is from RefSeq and is a predicted model, not a curated record.